Penicillium pulvis is the source of this 1185-nucleotide messenger RNA. RefSeq lists its product as uncharacterized. Bases 1 to 1185 code for a protein of 394 amino acids. Lineage: Eukaryota; Fungi; Ascomycota; Eurotiomycetes; Eurotiales; Aspergillaceae. The transcript has a single exon. The record is from RefSeq and is a predicted model, not a curated record.
AUGUCUUCCAAUAUGCUUUUGUACUCCCUAGGAGGAGCUUCUGUGUUUUCUGUCUUUGUUGUUACUAUUCUUAAUGCCCUCGCUUACGGGGCAGUCCAAUCCUUGUCCUCUUCCACUCGGACCACUGAGCUGGCCCCUGUCAGUUUGAGUGCUGUGAGCUGUGUGGCAUUGAUCAUGCUCACCUUCCUCGUGCAUAAAGAUAUUCGUCACGGCUAUCAAUGGCCUCGUUGGAAGGUUGGUGUGUUUUUUCUGACGAUUGCAUACCUGAUCAUUGCGGCCGGGUCAACUGCCGGAACUAUGGCCACGAAUCACAGCCUGUCCUCGCUAUGGAUUGCUCGAUCAAUCUUCUGGGGGCUUUCAGUCUUUGCACAAGGGUCUUACUGUGGACAUCUGCUUGUGAUCUGCUUUCAACAAAAAUCCGAGACUGCAUGGCCCCGCUCCUAUAAUCUCUCACAAGAGCUCAAGGCCCUCCCUGACACACCAACUUUGGUGACACCUCCCGCCCAGGUCUCGGACCCAUAUCCCGAGAUGAAUCGAUUCGAUACUCGAAGAGGCUCUCUUCGCAAGUUCCCUCGGCGUGCCAAUCGAGACUCUGGGCUCAGCUUAGAACUAUCCAAGUCGAAGCAUGGCUCUAUUGACACCACCUCCACCACAUCUACAUUACAGUCCCCAAACGAACAGGCCCAAUUUCAGGUAUAUAAAAUCCGGCCUUUGCUCCGAGGCAAUGGAAGCAUCCGCAGUAUGCCCAGCCUCCGCCAGGAUGUCUCCCGGCAGCUCUCGCUAGAUACCCUCGUUCAGCCUUCCCCAACAGCAUCCACAUUCCAUCUAGACUCCCCAACAGGGUCUAUGGAGACACUCACUAUUCAAGAACAAAAUAUUCAUCCCCUCUUUCGAUCCACAAGUCCUUGCCCCUCCCCUACGCCGACCCCGGGGACGAGGGUCAAGGCGUCCCCGUCUGCGGGCCAGACCAUCACACAUCAGACCCUGACUCGGAUGCGAUCCGCCCGAUCCCUCCGGGAAUCGCGACCAAGUCCAUCGCCAUUUCUCAGUGAAGAAGAAUUGGCCCAGGCGCGAAAGGAACCCGAUUCCGGGCUGUUGUCUUUCAUUGAUGCCGGCCAUGUCCGGCGCAGUAUCACGCAAUAUGAGAAGAGAUAUGACCUGAACGAAUCUCCCUACGAGAACUGA